GGGGGAGGCAUUUGGUACGAUUGACGUGGCGCCGGACCAAUAGGAGAGGAGUGAUCGGCCGAGGCGACCAAUGAGGAGAAGCGGGAGGCGGGAGCCGUGCGACAGUUAAGUUUGAAUCGUUGGAGGUGCUCACGUUGUGACUGGAAAUCGUGAAAGCGCGCGGCGGCUCUUCGGCCUAAUCGCUGCCCGUGUCCUCUCCGGCCUCACUUACCGCCCGACCGCUUUCCCCACCCCAACCUUCUCCCCCCACCCAACCCAACCCUCCACAUGGCUCCUACCGGCGAAGUGGUGAUCAGCGGCGCCCGCGAGGGCAUAAACCAGCUCCGAUGGAACCUCAGCCGGAGCCAAAUCGAAUCGGAGACCGAGGCCUUGAUCCAAAGGACAAAGCAGGUGUACGACCGGGUGGGAUCGCAGCCCCUGGCCGAGGUGAACUACGAGAACACGCUGAAGGCCCUGGCGGACAUCGAGGUGGAGUACACGGUGCACCGAAACAUUCUGGACUUCCCUCAGCAUGUCUCUCCUUGCAAAGAGAUUCGAACUGCGAGCACAGAGGCAGACAAACGGCUAUCUGAAUUUGAUGUAGAGAUGAGCAUGAGAGAGGAUGUGUACCAGAGGAUUGUAGCUCUUCAGGAGAAGUGCCAGGCUGAUGCACUGCGUCCAGAGGCCAAACGUUACAUGGAAAGACUUCUUAAACUGGGAAGGAGGAACGGGCUUCACCUGAACAAAGAUAAGCAAGAGGAAAUCAAAAGCAUCAAGAAGAGAAUCAGCACCUUGUGCAUCGAUUUCAACAAGAACCUGAAUGAGAACACCACUUUCCUGCAGUUUACCCAGGAGGAGCUGGGUGGUCUCCCUGAUGAUUUUAUAAGCAGCCUGGAGAAGAGUGAAGAAGGAAAGCUGAAGGUGACGUUGAAAUACCCGCACUACUUUCCCUUAAUGAAGAAGUGUUACAUCCCAGAAACACGAAAGAAGAUGGAGGAAGCCUUUAACUCACGGUGUAAGGAGGAAAAUGCGAAAAUCCUUAAGGAAUUGGUGGAACUUCGUGGGAAGAAGUCUGCACUCCUGAGCUUCAACACCCACGCUGACUUUGUACUGGAGAUGAACAUGGCCAAGAACAGCAAAAAUGUCAGCGUGUUUCUGGACGAGCUGGCACGGAAACUGAAGCCACUGGGCGAAGAGGAACGGAGGUACAUCUUGGAGCUGAAGACAAAAGAGUGUGAGAAGCGAGGGCUAGAUUUUGAUGACAACAUAAAUGCCUGGGAUUUACGGUACUACAUGAACCAGGUGGAGGAGAUGAAGUACUUGGUGGACCAGAAUCUGCUGAAGGAAUAUUUCCCAAUGGAUGUUGUGACGUCAGGGCUGCUGGAUAUUUACCAAGAGCUGUUGGGUCUGACCUUCGAUCAGAUGGUGAAAGAAUCUGCCUGGCACGAGGAUGUGACCAUGUACUCCGUCAAAGACACAGCAAGCAGAGAAUUGAUUGGACAGUUUUACUUAGAUUUGUAUCCAAGGGAGGGCAAGUACGGACACGCUGCUUGCUUCGGUCUCCAGCCGGGCUGUCUGCUGCCUGAUGGAAGCCGGCAGAUCACCGUGGCUGCCAUGGUGGCUAACUUUACCAAGCCCACCCCCAAUGCCCCAUCUUUGCUCCAGCACGAUGAAGUAGAGACUUAUUUCCAUGAGUUUGGCCAUGUGAUGCAUCAGAUCUGCUCCCAGGCUGAGUUCGCCAUGUUCAGCGGAACACACGUUGAGAGGGAUUUUGUGGAGGCUCCAUCCCAGAUGUUGGAGAAUUGGGUUUGGGAAAAGGAGCCUCUGCUGCGGAUGUCCAAGCACUAUAAGGACGGGACUGCCAUUCCUGAGGACCUGCUGGAGAAACUCUUGAAGUCCAGGCUUGCUAACACUGGGCUCUUUAAUUUGCGGCAGAUAGUUUUGGCAAGGGUCGAUCAGUCGCUGCACAAGAAUGUCGGUGUGGAUCCGAAGGAAGAAUACAGCAAGCUCUGCAAAGAGAUCAUGGGAGUUCCAGCCUCGCCAGGAACGAACAUGCCUGCCACGUUUGGGCAUCUGGCUGGAGGCUACGAUGCGCAAUAUUAUGGCUACCUGUGGAGUGAGGUCUACUCCAUGGACAUGUUCUAUACCCGCUACCGACAGGAGGGAAUCAUGAACUCAAAGGUUGGCAUGGAUUACCGUAAUUUCAUCCUUAAACCAGGCGGUUCAGUGGAUGCCGAGGACAUGCUGAAGGAUUUCUUGGGGCGUGAGCCAAAGCAGGACGCUUUCCUCCUGAGUAAAGGGCUGACGGUGGUUCAGGGUCAGGGACGGGUUGAAAUCUCUGCGCCGUCCGCCUGCUGAAAGGCUUAAGACUACGGUUGUAUAAUUCACUGGACAUCGUGUAGGGCACAGGCCACCCUCUGCCCCAUCCUGGGAAUCUCUUCAGCGGUACUGAAGCGGCACCUUGUGAUAAAGCUGAGGAGAAUUCAAAUAGUUUGUCAAAUCCAUCAAAUUGUAAUCCAUGUAAACUUCUGUUUUUUUGUGAAGAUGGAGCACAUGUGGCUUUACAUUAGAAUAUACAGCACAGUAACAGGCCAUUUUGGCCCAACUG
Callorhinchus milii (elephant shark) is the source of this 2587-nucleotide messenger RNA. RefSeq names its product thimet oligopeptidase. The record is from RefSeq and is a predicted model, not a curated record. Gene Ontology annotation, cellular component: mitochondrial intermembrane space. The transcript is spliced from 12 exons. The coding region runs from base 268 to 2337 and encodes 689 amino acids. Gene Ontology annotation, molecular function: metalloendopeptidase activity. Lineage: Eukaryota; Metazoa; Chordata; Chondrichthyes; Chimaeriformes; Callorhinchidae. Gene Ontology annotation, biological process: proteolysis; peptide metabolic process.